Molecule: messenger RNA, 2864 nt
Organism: Anolis sagrei ordinatus
Lineage: Eukaryota; Metazoa; Chordata; Lepidosauria; Squamata; Anolidae
Gene: TMEM9
Product: transmembrane protein 9
Cellular component (GO): lysosomal membrane
Source: RefSeq, a predicted model, not a curated record
UUGGUUGCAAGCAGCAUCAAUCUCAGUGAUGUCGACUAAAAAUAUCCGUGAAGAUUAGCGUGGAUUGCUGUUGUUUCAAGGAGCCGGGUUUGCUGUGGGCUUUGCGUUUUGCUGCAUUUCGAAUAAGCCCCUGAUUCUGAGAGCAAACGGGUUUCUGUGAUGCUCAAGCAGCAACUCUGAAAAACCAUGAACUACUUGUCCCUUGCAGCCUUUGCUUGGUGUGUCCUCUUACCGCCGUCUGAAUCCAGUAAGGCCUUUGAAGACAUCCGCUGCAAGUGUAUCUGUCCCCCAUAUAGGAAUAUCAGUGGUCAGAUUUACAAAAACAAUGUAUCACAGAAAGACUGCAACUGCCUGCAUGUGGUGGAGCCUAUGCCAGUGCCAGGACAUGAUGUGGAGGCUUACUGCCUGCUGUGUGAGUGCAAGUAUGAGGAGCGAAGCACCACUACCAUCAAGAUUAUCAUCAUCAUUUACCUCUCAGUGAUUGGAGCCCUCUUGCUCUACAUGGUCUUUCUCAUGGUGGUGGACCCUCUCAUCCGCAAGCCUAGCGCUUACACCCAACCCCUGCACAAUGAAGAAGAGACUGAGGACACCCAUUCAUUGGCACCUGUCCGUCCUGCAGCCAGCAACAGGGCAAACACCGUGUUGGAGAGAGUUGAAGGGGCCCAGGAGAGAUGGAAACGUCAGGUGCAGGAACAGCGGAAGACUGUGUUUGAUCGGCACAAGAUGCUGAGCUAGACCUUACUGGGAAUUUUCAGGAGUCGAGCACCAGCUGCUGCUUAGCUAGGCAGAGGGUUUCUCUUACCCAAUACAAAACCCAACACCUGUAGUCUAAAUAUUUUGCACCCUUCCUUCCUUUCUUGUUUGGCUUAUCCUUGCCUCCCCAAUUCCAGAGAACAUGUGACAUUGGAGCAAAUUACUGUCUGUGAUUUCCAAAAAAAAUGAAAUUUUAACACUGGAGUAUUCCUCUCCCCAAACAUUUCCUGAGUUCACUAUGUUGGUACAGAUCUUGCUGCUUGAUUAAUUUGUGAUCUGUGAAAGUUGGAAAGACCAGGCUGCAGUAUACCUGCUUGUAUCCAACAAUUUUAAAUAGCAGCAAACUUUGCUUAGUCCUAUAAUCAAGUUCAACAAUGAAAACAGGAGCACCUAGGGUUUUGUUCAUUUUGUUGUUGCUUUAUUGCUGUCAGUUUUCUCCGAGAUGGAGAAACAUUCAUAAUUGAACUGGAAUUGCAGUUAGCAUCUCUGUUGGAUCUCUUAGCAUUAAACAUUCGGUGUGAAACUUCACUUCUGUAACAGUGUAAAAGACUUAAAACGAAGUGGUGUAGUCUCACAUAGAGAGGUCUCCUAUGGAAAUUUUGGACUAUCCAGUCUCAUGAACUCAGAUAAGUAAUCCCUUAAGGGUUCCUUUCAGGUUUGCUGUAACCAUGCACCAAAGAAGAGCAAAGAAGCAAGCUGUCUGGUUCAGGUGCAAUGCUACACUGUGGCUUAGCAUGAUAUCAUUUGCUGUUGGGACAGCUGCUUGCAUGAACACCUUAACCAAGGAGAAUUGUCAUUCUGCAUGGGGAAUUCUGGUUCUGUAUGUAACAACUACUCUCUGAGUUGUACUGUAAAGGGUCUCUUUUUUUAAGAAGAGAAAAAUAAUUACAUAUUUAUGUUUUUAAUAUUUCUUUUAUGAUGCCAGGUCAAAUUUGUGUAUUUUUUCACAAUGAUAGGUCUGCAGUAACUACCAGCAUAUUAUUUAUAGCCAUAAAAUAAGGGUUGGAGGGUUUCACAGCACUCUAUCAGGCAAGAAUACUUUACUAAAGCACACAUGAAAGAUACUCAUCCAACCUGUUUAAAGACCUCUAAAGAUGGAGAUUCUACCACACUCCAAAGCAACCCAAUCCACUGUCAAGCAGCUCUUAAAGUAAAAAAAAAAGUGUUUUCUAAUAUUUGUGUAGGAUCUCUAAAAUUUAAGUAUAUCGUCAUUCAAGUUGAUAGCCAAGCUAUUUUGAUGGGGUAGCCACCUGUCUCAUUUGACUGGGCAACAAACUGUCCCAGUGACCAUGUUGAAUGGGCAGGAGCUUGGGAGCUGUCCAAAAAGUAACUUUGCCUAUUUCUGACUUCAUAUCACAUCACACUAUUAGGAUUCAGUGCUCAUUGGAACAUCUGGAGGGAUUGACAUUCCUGUUUGUUUCCCUCAAACCCAAUGUGAUUUGCCCAGAUAUUUUGUGCCACUAGUGGAAGUAGGGUUGCCAGGCAGGAUAAAGGAUGGGAGUCUUGCAACUUUGAUGCUGAAUAGAUUGAGAAGCAGAACAAGGUACCACAAUAUUCUGCCAAAAUAGCAAAAUUUAACAAUUUCCCCUUAUAUUUUAGACUCAGGUUUCCAAUGGCAACACAAUUCUUGCCUGCCCAGUGCAAACUGGAGGAGAGGGAUUGCAAUGCUACAGGGAAUAAGAACAGAACUGGGGUUUCUCUUCCUCCCUCUCCCUCCCCCCAAUUUCCACCAAAGAGGCAAGAAUCGUGUUUGGAGAGAACACUUGAAGAUGAAAGUUUAAGCCUGAAAGAUAAGGGAAGACAGGUCCAUUUUGAUAGAAUAUUUACUUCAUCCUGAUUCUCAGACUACUCAGGAUUUAAGUUACAAGAACUUCAUCCUGUCCGAACCUGGCAGCCAUAGAUGAAGGAGUAGAGCACUUGUGAGAUGUAAUCUAGAUCAAAUAGACAAACAGAAAAAGAUAUUCAAGAAUGGCCUGUAUUCCUUCUGCAUGAGAAAUAUUUAUGUAUUAAAUUAUCUCUUUUUUAUUUUCUUAAAGGGACAUCUGGCAGAUUAGGCCGGUCCUUGUUACUAUGCAGUAUCUUUUAAUUAAACCAUGAAACUGGUGUGUUAA